AUGUUCGGCGCAAAGACUUGUUGGGCGACAGCGGCACUAGCGAUUGCCGCUGCGUCUCAAGUGAGCGCAUACGACCUCGUACGGAGCUAUGAAGGUAGCACCUUCUUCGAUCGGUGGGAAUGGUUCGGAAACUGGGAUAAUUUGACACUCGGGGAUGUGUGGUGGCUCGGCCAGCAGGAUGCCAUGAACCAAGGUCUGGCAUACGUCGAUAACAGCGGACAUGCCAUUAUCAAGGUCGAUAAUACAUCGAACGUCGCGUUCAACGAGAAGCGCAAUACCGUGCGCAUCACCUCGUCAGACUCGUACGGGGUGGGCAGCCUUUGGAUCAUCGACCUGUUGCAUUUGCCAUACGGUUGCUCGGUGUGGCCUGCGUUUUGGACGAAGGGACCAACUUGGCCAGACAAUGGAGAGAUUGAUAUCAUUGAAGGCAUCAACCUCAAUCAGGACAAUCAAUACGCGUUACAUACCACAGCGGGAUGUGCGGCCCAGUCCGGCGUCAUCCAGACCGGCGUCGCUGGUCAAGGUGACUGCUCCCAGCCUAGCGGCUGCACGGUCACAGAGUCUCAGCAGAACAGCUAUCGGGAGGGCUUUGCCGCGGCGGGUGGAGGAGUAUGGGCUACGCAGUUCGACGUCGCUGGGAUCUUCAUCUGGUUCUGGUCAAGAGAGAACGUGCCGGCGUCGAUACAGCAAUCAACCUCCACAUCUAGCAUCGACGUAUCCGACUUCGGAGUGCCCUCUGCCGCCUUUCCAGUUUCGGCUUGCAACAUCCCCCAGUUCUUUACCGCGCAAAAUUUGGUGAUAGACAUCACGUUGUGUGGAAAUUGGGCCGGAAUCCCCUCGCUCUAUCAAGCACAGUGCUUAAACGCCGGGACCACCGGAACAUGUUACCAGGAUAACGUCGUCGGCCCGGGCUCGCCCAAGUACGAUGAGGCCUACUUCGAGAUCGACUUCCUUCGAGCCUACACGACCGGCGGACCAGCACCCACGCCUGCGAGCGCCGGCAUAGAACUCGGCUCAACCGUGGUCGCCACGUACACAAGCAUCCCAACGCCGACCACUGCGACGACCGCAGUGCCGUCUGGUCUCGACACUUCUCCGAACGGCUCUAUAUCCGCGGCCUCACGCGGCGCGGAGUGGGCAUGGGGAACUCAGGCGCUCGCCGCGGACUUCCUUGAGAUGACACAGGCGCUUUAUGCCGCGCCGGCGCAGUGUGCGCUGAAACCCAAACCCUAA
Messenger RNA from Peniophora sp. CBMAI 1063, 1233 nucleotides. NCBI's taxonomy places the organism in Eukaryota, Fungi, Basidiomycota, Agaricomycetes, Russulales, Peniophoraceae. The record is from the annotation of a GenBank genome assembly.